This is a messenger RNA of Bursaphelenchus xylophilus (pine wood nematode), 3291 nucleotides long. Lineage: Eukaryota; Metazoa; Nematoda; Chromadorea; Rhabditida; Aphelenchoididae. The record is from the annotation of a GenBank genome assembly.
AUGGUAGGUUUUUUUUCAAUUCUCCGUUAUUAUAUAAAGCACGAGAUAAAAUUCUCUGUAAAUUAAACAAAAUAUUUCUUAUCACCAUUUUCAGGGAGAGACCUUCUCCGACACAAAAUCUGCCAUUAAGUGGCUGACACAACCCAGCAACGAACACACGACGGCCAAAAGUACGCCUUCAAGACGUAUAUCCCGAAAAAAACGUGGAAUUUGUGCCGCAAAGAAUUUAAGGAGAUGGUCGAGGUGAGUUUUUCAAGCUCGAUCUUUUUUCUGUCUUUCAUCGCGCGCCACGCCAAUUUAUAUUACUUCUAAAGAAGUCAAAAAAAUAAUUCGUGUCAAGUCUCUCCCUGACCUGUUGGGUCAACUGUUUUCCACGGUUAAAAAACGACCGUAUCCAGGGGUGGUCGGCUUGGGCCGGAGCCGGCCGGUAGCCCGAGCCCAAACGGGCCGGCCGGCCUCAAAAAUGGAAAUUGACAAACGGGCCGGGGCCCGUCACGGGCCGAGGCCGGGCCGCUGGGGCCUGAGGGUUUUUUCCGGCCCGGCCCGGCCCGAUACAAAAUACAAUGCCAAACCGUUGGCAUUCAUUGUUUUCGCGCCGGGAAAAUUAAUUGAUGUUGUUAUAGUUGCUGUUUCUCAAGUUCUAACACGUUUACAAGUCUAUAGUUCCAUUAUAGAACCACGAAACUAUCACAUUGAUCCUUUACUAGCUGAGAUCAGCGCGCCUUUUUUGCCUCAGUUUAGAUCCCGAGCCUGGGCGCAGUUCGCAGAACCCUCUAUGGAGCGGGCCUGCACGGGCCGAGGCCGGGCGGGCCAGGCCCGUCACGGGCCGGGCCGGGCCUGGAAAAAAAGACUAGACGGGCCGGGCCGGUGAUUAGGCGGGCCGGGCCGCGGAGCCAGAAAAUCGGAAAAAUAGGGUCUGCUGACCACCCCUGACCGUAUCAUGGCAGAAAGAGAGUCAAUCAUAGCAGAAAUUUCACAAAAGAAAGAAGAAUAACAGACAAAUCGAAAAAUGUACUCAAGACAAAAAAAAAAUAAAUAAAUAUCUGCCAUAUUUGGCGGCGCCUUUAAUGUUUAUCGCUGGUGUAAAGUAAUUCAUUUCGUACAUAACUUUUGAAUUUUCGAUGGCGCUGAUUUCGAAUAUCGUAUCCAUUUUUUCUGAAUUUUACAAUUUUUGCUUAAGCAGUAGUAGGAAUUAGUAAUUAAAAAAAUUUUUGAGUAAAGGAUUUAGGGUUUUCGGUGGUGCUGAAUUUGAAAAUUGUAUCCAUUUCUUCUGAAUGUUUGCCUAUCUUCCUCAAUUCUUUAAAAUAAAUGUCUUAAUUGGUAAAAACUUGGUCAAACUUGUAUGAAAUUGUGAGAAUUAUAUGACGCUUUUUUUCGCCUUUACAUCGACAAUUAGACCCUACUGCUUAAGCAAAAUUGUAAAAUUCAAGAAAAAAUUGAUAUGAGUUUUCGAAAUCAGCGCCAUCGAAAACCUCCCCCACCCCUCCCCCCGCCCAGCGGACCUUUCCGUACUCAACCCAAAAAAAAUGUAAAUUCCAGUGUUUUCAUCAAUGAGGUAUGUUUUUCUUUAAGAGUCGGUUUUGUUUUUAGAAUAUUACAUAGAAUCGUAUGUGGGCUUUCGAAUUCCGUUAAAAAAUCGAAAGUUGGACGCGUACUUUUAGAAAAUUGGGUCCAAAAUUAGGGUCCUAAGGGCAAAAAUUGGAAAUUUUGAAUUUUCCGUGGUGUUUGCGCUUGAGAACGUCAAAAUGCUUCCGCGACUCCAACCUAUGGUCAACGUGAACGGGCGACCGUGACUAUCCUCAGGGGAAAAAGAAGUUCGGGAGCUUACAGAAAAAGUGGGAAAAUUGCAAAAACAAAGAUAUAUGCUUGGCGUUCUAAAGAGAUGAUAGACAAGAUCGACAGUUAAUGCCGGAAUUUUUUCCCUAAGUCAAACCAGUCAAACAAAUCCAGUCAACCAAUCUACGACUACAACGACCCAAAAUCUAGGACUCGUUACUUGGAGUACUUCCCGUCUAAAUUUUUUUCAUAUCAAAACAUUUAUUGGACUUGUUGCGAUUGAAGUUUCUGAAGAUUCUAAGCACAGUUUCUCCAAAACAGAGUUUUGGAAAAAAAAAUUUCCCCCGUUAUUUUGUAAGUUAUUCCCAAAAUAAUCCAUAGAGAUGACUGAAAAAGAUUUUGUCGCGGAGAAAACCGCUGAUAUAAAUUUACCGAAAACAUUUUUUUUUCUUCCAUCUCCUGAUUUUGGAUCUCUCUCGUUCCCGGAACCAUGAAUAAUUCGGCGGCAAAGUAAAGGAUAAAAUUUUGAGGAGUUAAUAUGUAGCAUGCAGAAAUAAUUCGAAAAAUAAAAAAGGCGAAAAAGAUCUUGAGCGCUUCAGUUUAGCAUGACAAAUGAAAUACAAUUUUUUUCAGAUCGGCAAAGGUACAUAUGGAAAGGUGUACAAAGCCGAAUGGAAAGAGACCAACGGGUGGCACACUGAAGAGAAACGUGAACGUGGAGUUAACGGCCGAGAGAAAACCACGAGUUGCUGGUACAGGAGGGCACCAUCCUAAGGAAGGUAAAGAAAUAGCGGACGGAGAAGUAAGAAGGCAAAUUAAAAAUAUACAACAGGUUUUGACCCCCUAAAAAAUUAAAUGUCGCCAGCUUGAAACACUAUAAAGUAUAAACUUUCGGGUGAACUUAAGAGAAAAUCAGAAUUCAAAACUUAAUAAUUUUUUUCAGCUGACCCAUGACAAUAUCGUCAGGACGUUUGGGUGGAUACUCGACGAGCUCCCCUGCUCUAUGGUGAUGGAGUACAUGGAUGACGGGUGUCUCACGUCGACUGGAUCAACACCCAAACGGAGGCAGCGACUAAACGCCGCGUCCGGAAUGCGCCCUGGCAAGCGAUCUGCGCGGUGGAAUAUGUCCACUCGCGUGGUGUUGUCCACGCCGACUUGGCUGCCCGGAAUUGUCUGGUGCGAGGGGACACCCUGAAACUGGGUGACUUCGGGGUGGCGACCGACCACCCCCCGCGCAAAAUCAAAUUGGAAGGAGGUUUCCGUCGCUAUGCGCCGGAAGUGUUCGAGUCGGCCCAACUCACCACGGAGACCGACGUCUUCGCCUACGGGCUCCUUUUAUGGGAGCUCUUCCAUCCCAAAGAAUUGCCGCCCGACCUCUACGAUCAAAUGGACGGAAAAAAAGGUCAAGGCCGAGGUGAUCAACGGUUACCGCCUCCCACCGCCAGCAUUCAUGCCGCCCACCAUCCAAGCCCUUCAACAAAAGAUCUGGGCCCCGAAACCCCAUCUCGGGCCUAG